CGGACAAUGGUACCAUUAUAACCUAGCAUUGGUACCAAGCAAAUCCUUGCCACACGCGUGUGAAAUUUCCAACACAUAAAAUGACCAAAUUGCCCCCGUUUAAGUCCCCUAAGAGACUCAAACGAUUGGACGCCUCGCCAAGCUCAUCUCUAACGAUUACCAUUGGAUUGUUUUUGUAAAAAAAACAUUUCGUAAAAAAAAAAAACAUUUCACCAUUACAUGAUGGAACCAAAAACAAACGAAAAAGAGAGAAAAGAUGAACUCAUUAAACCCUAUUCAUCUCUAACCGUCAACUACAAUUUACAGCUCUGCUUCUCUCUCUCCCCAUUUUUGUAUAGCUUUCGAUCCCAAACACAUUCUCUUACUCGCGCAACUCCAGGUGCAUUCGAGAUUGAAACUUAAUGAGUGGUGCUUCCAGAUCUAGUAGCCUAAAAUCUGCUCUUUCAUAUUGUGUACAACAAGUAAGAAGCUAUGACUACCACAAUUACCUUUGUCUGCUCGAACUCCCUCCAGAGAUGCGAAGAGCUGCAUUUGCACUUCGUGCCUUCAAUGUUGAAACGGCCAAAGCUAUGGAUGUUGCUUCUGAUCCCAGGAUUGGCCUAAUGCGCCUUGUUUGGUGGCGAGAUACUAUUGACAAAAUUUAUGCCAAUCAACUGAUUGAACAUCCUAUAGCUCAGUCUCUUUCUUCCAUUGUAUCAGAGAUUAAAAUAAGCAAAGCUUGGCUAAAAAGAUCUAUUGAAGCUCGUAUAACAGAUGCACAAAGGGAGCCCAAUGAGAUCCCGAAGAACAUUGAAGAACUAGAGAAAUAUUCUGAGGACACUCAAUCUACCAUCUUGUAUACCACAUUGCAAUCUGGGGGUAUCAAUUCUACUGCAGCUGAUCAUGCUGCUUCUCACAUUGGUAAAGCUGGUGGGCUUGCCUUGUUGCUAAGGUCUCUACCGUACCAUGCCAGUCGUGAACGACUGUAUGCUUACAUCCCUUCUGAGAUUGCAUCCAAACACGGUUUAUUGAUUGAAGAUGGGGGUCAGACUGGAAUCUCAAUGGACUCCCGCGAGGGGUUAUGUAAUGCUGUCUUUGAGAUGGCCUCAGUGGCCAACAGUCAUCUACAAAAGGCACGCGAAUUGGCUAAAACGCUACCUGCUGAAGCUAUUCCUGUUCUCCUCCCUGCUGUUCCAACUCAGGUCUUGUUGGAUUCAUUGCGCCGGGUGAAUUUUGAUGUAUUUGAUCCUAGGUUGCAGCGAGGUGUUCUGGGAAUUCCUCCACUAUGGUUUCAGCUAAAAUUGAAGUGGCAUUCUUUGAGAGGCAAUUACUGAACAAUAUUUCUGUUGUAAUAACAUCCAAACUUUCAUUGUCUUAGAAACAUUUUGAGUAGAGACAGGUAGCAUUCAGCAGGUGUAUAAGUUUUACCAUUACGCUUGCAAGCAAAAUACACAUUUUGAGUCUGUUGCAUUUUGCAGUUGAAUUUACAAGAAUAAAUCAACUUAUGAUUUUUGUGUAUUA
Beta vulgaris subsp. vulgaris (sugar beet) is the source of this 1500-nucleotide messenger RNA. RefSeq lists its product as uncharacterized. Lineage: Eukaryota; Viridiplantae; Streptophyta; Magnoliopsida; Caryophyllales; Amaranthaceae. Gene Ontology annotation, biological process: biosynthetic process; mitochondrial respiratory chain complex I assembly. Gene Ontology annotation, cellular component: mitochondrion. Bases 402 to 1313 code for a protein of 303 amino acids. The transcript is spliced from 2 exons. The record is from RefSeq and is a predicted model, not a curated record.